This is a messenger RNA of Nerophis lumbriciformis (worm pipefish), 1152 nucleotides long. The record is from RefSeq and is a predicted model, not a curated record. Lineage: Eukaryota; Metazoa; Chordata; Actinopteri; Syngnathiformes; Syngnathidae.
AUGCUUCAAUUUACUGUUAGUUUGCACCAAAUAUUUUCUACGUUGUUUGUGGUCUGCAGCGCUGUGGUGAUGGCAGAUGAUGAAUGCCCGUCUGUGUGCGACUGUGCUGCCUCAUCCCCAAUCUGCCCAGCGGGUGUCAGCUGGGUGACAGACCACUGUGGCUGUUGUAAAAUGUGUGCUAGGCAAUUCAAUGAAGACUGCAGCACUACUCAGCCCUGUGAUCACAUCAAGGGGCUACGCUGUCAUCUAGGAGUUGGAGGAGACCCUGAAAGAGGAUUGUGCCGAGCUGAGGUUCAUGGGCUACCCUGCGAGUUCAACGGACAGUUGUACCAGCACAGUGAAAACUUCCAGCCCAGCUGCAUGCACCAGUGCACCUGUAUUGAUGGAGUUGUGGGCUGCAUGCCCCUCUGUCCUCAACAAGUAUCGCUGCCCAACUCGCGCUGCUCACAGCCACGGUUGGCACAGACAGAAAACGGCUGUUGCGAGGAGUGGUUAUGUGACGACGACAACCACAUCAGAGUGGAGCCAGAAGAACUGACACGCACAACUCUGUCAGAGAGUCAGCCUCUUCCAAACCACAUCAGUGCUUUGCUGCCAUCCUACCAACAGUCUCGCCCGCCAGCUGCCACUGGUGGGACCACAUUAAGAGAAAAAACAGCACUACCAAUGCCUGAAUUGAUAUUGGAAUCCAGGUGUUUUUCACAAACCACUGAAUGGACAGAAUGCUCCACUUCAUGCGGGAUGGGAAUAUCAAGUCGAGUCACCAAUAACAACCCUGACUGUCAGCUGAUUAAAGAAACCAGGCUUUGCCAAAUACGCCAGUGUAACUUUGCGCUUUCUCCGGCCAUGAAGGGGAAGAAGUGCCAGAGAACUGUUCGCCCGCAAGAACCAAUUCAAAUUGCUUUUGCUGGCUGCUUCACAGUACAGCGCUAUCGCCCUCGCACCUGUGGAUCUUGCAUGGAUGGCCGCUGCUGUAGGCCCUCUGUCACCCGCACUGUGCAGCUGCGUUUCCGUUGCCCAGACGGUGAGAGCUUCUUCCGAAAUAUGAUGUGGGUCCAACGCUGCAGCUGCAGUAAAAGCUGCCCAUCACAUGGAAGUCCCUCAAGCCCUUCGAUCAGUCUUCACAAUGACAUUCACACCUUCAGGCGCUGA